Messenger RNA from Cataglyphis hispanica, 2105 nucleotides. Its product is annotated as trichohyalin-like. The transcript is spliced from 6 exons. Lineage: Eukaryota; Metazoa; Arthropoda; Insecta; Hymenoptera; Formicidae. The record is from RefSeq and is a predicted model, not a curated record. The coding region runs from base 29 to 2047 and encodes 672 amino acids. Gene Ontology annotation, molecular function: phosphatase binding.
UAUUUUACAAAUAUAUCAUUUGACAAACAUGGUGCAAUUUGACGAAGUGAAUAAGAUAAUGGACGAGAUGAUGAAAGUGACGAUUUUCAAGUCGUCCGAAAAACGUCGAAUGCUGGAAGACGACAGAAAAGCUUUUCCAGAUCCAAAUUUAAUUAUGGAUGCAAGACAUCGAAUAUUUCGCGAGAAUUUCACCAGUUUUCAAACAAAGUCUUCUAUACUAGCAGAGGCUCGAAAAUUAUUAACCGAGGAAAAAAUGAAGGAAUUGAAACUGAAGAAAGAACAGGCUUUUAUAGAAAGAGAAUUACAUAAAUUUGAGCAAAAUUUGCAAAAAUCUCGUCCUAAAUUUUGCGGACCGUGCAGUAGAAAGACUAUAGCUAGCUCAAAUGACGAAAACUUUUGGAGAACAUCUAGAGUUGAGCGGGUCCUUAUUAAUAAAAGGAAAAACAAAACAGCCGAGCAGAAGAUGGAAAGAAAAUCGGUUGGAAAGAAAAUCAAACAGGCAUUCGCGGAAGUUUCCUCCGUUGAAUCGAAAGAUGCUAAGCAAUGUUCGAGUUUAAACAAGAUCGAGGGAGUAUCUUUCAGUAACAUCAAGGUGACUAUACGGGAUAAAUCAAAUUAUGAAUCAGAAGAUUAUCGAUUAAAUAUUCUGAGAUCAUGCUUCGAGGCUUUUCGUGAGAAUGCACGGAAUAAACGACGUCUUCGCGAGAUCAAGAUCAAUAUUCGAAACAUCGCGUCCCGAAGAAAUUUAAAAUCAUGUAUCCGCGUAUGGAGGACGCAUGUGGAGAAAGCGAAGACUCGACGAAAACACGAGGCGGAAAAUUCCGACGUCCGUAAAAUCGAGACACUCAUUGAUACCAUCACAAAAACGCAAAAGGAAAUGACAAAGGUCCAAAGAACAAAAUCCAAGGGAUUUCUUCCGAAUACGAGGGACGCUGAAGUAAGAAAAAAAAUUCCUGCUAGGCCGUUCAUCAUCAAAUCGCCAGCAAAGAAUCAACUAAACGCUCAGAAAGAAAUCAUCCACAAGCAGAGAAUGAGAUUGGCUGAGCAGAGCAAGAUAAUCGAGGAACUGAAGCUGAAACAAAUGCAAGAGGAAAUAAUGAAAGCUGGUGAAGAAACAAUGAAUGCAGCUAAGGAGACCUUGACGCAUUGUGGUCAGCAAACUAGAAGAACUCUAAUACAAUUAAUGAGACAAGCAGGCUACAGAGACAAGUCUUUAACUGCGCCGCUACGGGUGCCAAGUCCACCUAGAUUUCUAGUAAGGAUGGAAGCGCGGGCGGAAGCGAGGAGAAACAGAAUAAAAUUACGUGAAGAAGCACGGCAGAAGAAAUUAGAAGACGAGAAGAGGAAAGUAGAAGCCGUCAGGAGAGAGGAGGAGCAAGAGAGGAGAAGAUCGCAACAAGAGGCUUUGCGUGAAGCGAAAAGAAUGCGUGAAGAGCGAGAACAGCAACGAACUUGCGAAAUGGAAAGAUAUAGGAAACUGAAUGCCAUGGCAGAAGAAUUUUAUCGCAAGCAUUUGUUGCGACGAUAUGUAAUGAAACCAUUUAUCGCACUUAUUGAAAUAAAGAACAAUUAUAUAAACAAAGCUGAGGACCACUACAAACGGUGCUUACUGCAAAAAGCAUUCGUGAGAUGGAAAAUAGAAACAGAACGUCAAAGUCAAAUUAAAACAGAGUUAGCUAUAUUAUUAUACAACAAAAAUUUAUCGUGGUAUGCAUUACAAAAGUGGAAGGAAAUGGCGACAGAGGAGAGACGAAAAAAACAAGUGGCUAAAGACUUCUUUGACAUGAAAUUACAAAACAAAUGUUUCAAACUAUGGAAAAUAAAAACUAUGGAAUAUAAAGUUGAACGGUUAAAGAUUGAACGUUUAGCUUUAGAACAUUACGAAGAAAAAUUGAAAACAAGAUACUUCAAUAUGUGGAAAAAAUAUCUAAAAAUAGUGCCAGAUAUCCUAGAAAGUGAACGAAUAAAAAACACAUGGCGGGAAAUAGUGCAACAAGUAGUUCCGGACUUCGACCCCAGACAAAGAGGUGUAAUGUUAGAAGAUUAGCACCGAGAUAAUAUAGAUUUAAAGAUAAUACAAUUUUUAAUAUAGAUUUAAAGAUAAU